UGCUGAAUCUGCUCGCUUGUUCUCAACCAGCCAGCAGCACCAGCAGCGGUCGGGCUUGAGUAUGAUCGCUGUUCGGAGAGCAUAGAUGUGCAAAACCCCUGGAAUAUCCGUGCGCUGGAGAGGCCAGAACCGACCACCGUGGAGGACUGUCUUUUUGUAGUCGUCAAAAGGAAAAGAGCCACGGUUGAAGCAUGGCGGUAGAAGAGGAAGGUCUCCGGGUUUUCCAGAGCGUUAAAAUAAAAAUAGGGGAAGCAAAAAACAUCCCUCCGUACCCGGGGCCAAACAGGAUGAGGGACUGCUACUGCACUGUCAACCUGGACCAAGAAGAGGUCUUCAGGACCAAGAUCAUCGAGAAGUCACUCUGUCCAUUCUAUGGGGAGGACUUCUACUGCGAGAUCCCACGUAGCUUCAGACACCUCUCCUUCUACAUCUUCGACAGGGACGUCUUCAGGAGGGACUCCAGUAUCGGCAAGGUUGCAGUAAAGAAAGAGGACCUGCAGAAAUAUCACGGCAAAGACACCUGGUUUCAGCUACAACCCGUCAGCGCUGACUCAGAGGUGCAGGGAAAAGUGCACCUGGAGCUGCGUCUGAGUGAAGUCAUCACAGACAGUGGAGUCAUCAACCAUAAACUAGCCACACGAGUGCUGGAGUGCCAAGGUCUUCCAAUCGUCAACGGCCAAUGUGAUCCUUACGCUGCUGUCUCCUUACUAGGUCCUUCAAGGUCAGAGGCCAAGAAGACCAAGGUGAAGAGGAAAACCAACAAUCCACAGUUUGAUGAGGUUUUCUAUUUUGAGGUGACACGGCCAUUAAGUUACACAAAGCGGCACUUUGAUGUUGAAGAGGAGGAUGUUGACAAGCUGGCCCUGAGGGUGGAUCUGUGGAACGCCAGCAACCUGAAGUUCGGGGACGAGUUCCUGGGAGGUGUGCGUGUUCCUCUUCGGGUCUUGGGUCAGGCUGGGGUCCACGACGCAUGGUACUUUCUCCAGCCUAGAGAGAAUGGAGGGAAGUCAGUGAAAGUAGAAGAGCUCGGCUCUCUGCGUCUGAACAUCGUUUACACCGAAGACCACGUCUUCCCCUCCGAACACUACACUCCCCUCAGAGAUCUACUGUUGCACUCUGCUAACGUAGGGCCUGUGUCGGCGUCCACGGCUCACAUCCUGGGGGAGGUAUGUCGCGAGAAACAAGAAGCCGCCAUUCCCCUCGUGCGCCUGUUUCUCCACUACGGCAAGAUUGUGCCUUUCAUCAGUGCCAUCGCUCAUGCUGAAGUCAACCGCACGCAGGAUCCUAACACCAUUUUCCGGGGAAACUCACUGACUUCCAAGUGCAUUGAUGAGACCAUGAAGUUGGCCGGGAUGCACUAUCUGCAAGUCACACUCAAACCCAUCAUAGAUGAGAUCUGCACAGAACACAAACCCUGUGAAAUCGACCCGGUCAAGCUCAAAGAGUCUGAGAACCUGGACACGAACAGGGAAAACCUUCGUCAGUAUGUAGACCGUAUUUUCACUGUCAUCACCACUUCUGGCGUUCGCUGUCCCACCGUCAUGUGUGAUAUUUUCUUCUCUUUGAGAGAGUCUGCUGCCACCCGGUUCCAAGUUGACCAAGAUGUCCGAUACACCGCAGUAAGCAGUUUCAUUUUCCUGCGUUUCUUUGCUCCAGCCAUUCUCUCCCCCAACUUGUUCCAUCUACGGCCACACCAUCCAGAUCCCGCCACCUCUCGAACCCUCACCCUCAUCUCAAAGACGAUACAGACCCUGGGAAGUCUUGCCAAGUCGAAAUCUGCCAAUUUCAAAGAGUCUUACAUGGCUGCAUUUUAUGACUACUUCAAUGAGCAGAAAUAUGCGGAUGCUGUGAAGAAUUUCCUGGACCUGAUCUCCACUUCUGGCAAAUGGGAUCAGAAGAGUAUUGAAACACCAAUCAUGCUCAAAGAGGGAUUUAUGAUCAAGAGAGCACAAGGGAGAAACCGGUUUGGAAUGAAGAACUUUAAGAAGAGAUGGUUUCGCCUCACCAACCACGAGUUUACCUACCACAAAACGAAAGGUGAGGGCGCUCUGUGCAGCAUUCCCAUAGAGAACAUUCUGGCUGUAGAGAGGCUAGAGGAAGAGUCUUUCAAGAUGAAAAAUAUGUUCCAGGUUAUUCAGCCGGAGCGGGCACUCUACAUCCAGGCCAACAACUGUGUUGAGGCGCGCGACUGGAUCGACAUCCUGACCAAAGUCAGCCAGUGCAACCGCAAACGCCUGAGCACCUACCAUCCUUCAGCCUACCUCAAUGGCCACUGGCUCUGCUGCAAGCUCUCAGCAGACACGGCCUCUGGGUGUACACCCUGCACUGGCGGUCUCCCAGCAAACAUCCAGCUGGACGUAGAUGGCGACAGAGAGACCGAGAGGAUUUAUUCCCUGUUCAGCACAUACAUGACCAAACUGAUCAAGAUGCAAGAGGCCUGUGGCAGUAAGUCUGUGUAUGACGGGCCCGAACAGGAGGAGUACUCCAGCUUUGUUAUCGAUGACCCCCAAGAGACCUACAAAACCCUGAAACUGAUUGUUUCAGCGGUGCAGACCUUGGAGCAGCAGCACACCAAGUACAAACGUGACAAGUUCAAGAAGACAAAGAUAGGCAGCCAAGAGCAUCCGAUUGGAGACAAGAGUUUUCAGUGCUACAUCCGCCAGCAGUCUGAGAGCUCUACCUACUCCAUCUAACCACGACCCUGUGUACUGUUUCUAUGAUGCCCAGAACCAGCAUAUUUUUCUUAAUUGCAAAGAAAUACAUUUCCAAUGCAACGUGUCUGUGAAAAUUUCACUUUCACUAAAAAAAGAUAUUUCUGGAAGCAGGUGAUGCUGGUUUAGAAACAAGUUUCACCUGACUGGCUUAUUUGUUUUGUUCUAAGGAAAAUAUGAGUUUUAAGAGUCAAUACCAGACUGAAUGAGCUGUGCAGAUGGACUGUUUUUGCAGUGUCUCAAGGUGCAUCACUCCAAAUUUGGAGAACAGACCUCAGAUCGGCAAGAAAAAAAGGAGCAGAGGAAAGGAGGGAUACGAACGAAGAGAUAAUCAUACCAUACAUCUAUUUGGGUCUCCUUUCUGUGAUGUGAUAAGAGAACAAACGUUUUCACUGGACAGUUUUGACAGUGACCAACACGCACUUUAGUGGCCUCAAAAUCUAUGGAUGAACAAGCCUCGCAGCACACUUUCAAAAAGCUUAUUUUAUCUGUUUGAUUUGUAUUUAGUUAUUUUAAUGGUUGUUGAAAUGUUGCAUUGUAUUUUUCUCUGGAAGGAAGGAAGGACUGUGAUUUUUUUGCCCCUUGGGUGGUGGUGUCCCCGUGAACCUGCUUUUAAAAAAAUUAGUGUUUUAGUGUUGUUUUUGUUUUGUCCCCAACCUCCUCAGGAAGGUCUGUGAAGGACGAGGGCACAGAGGAAGGCAUUGUCGGGACCAAGCACCGCCAAGAGCAACUUGAUGUUAGCUAUCAAAAAAAACUCCACGGACAAUUUUAUCCCACGUUUUUAAUCCUUAUCAUCAAUGUGUUGAUGUAUAGGUUGAAGUUUUUCACAUUUCAUUUAAAACCUUGUUCUGUUGUGGCUGGAUAUCAUGCACCUGUGUAACCAGUACCUAAGUUACAGGAUAGUUUUUCUUUUCUUUUUUAUGCUCACACUGAGUCAGACAAACCCACAGAUGCUUUUAUUGUAUCUGUGUAUGCUGUUUGAAAGUAUGUUGAACUGCACAGCAUGGGUGAGUUUAUGGAUGUCAAGUUCUAGCUUCUCUUUUAAGUAAUACAAAUUACACUGGAUGCCUGAUUAGCUGAACUCCAUCAUGAUCUCAAUCUAUUAAUAAAGAAAUUAGAUUAUGUCAAAAAAAAUAAAAUAAUUUGUGCUAUAAACUGAAAUUGUAAUGUCUUUACAAUAUACACUCAGUGGCCACUUAAUUGGGGACACCUGUACAAUAUAUGAAAAAAAUGAACAUCAAAAAAAUGAACAUCAUAGGAAUCCUAAAGGUUGACUUUAUGGUAGAACAGUUGUAUUGGAUUUAAUUAUAUUGUACAGGUGCACCUAAUAAAGUGGCCACUGAGUGUAUAUAGUAUAUAGUGUGCAGAAUUAAUAAACAGAUUUGUAAUUAAUUAAUUAAAUUACAAUAACUAAUUGUUAUACCACAUGCUGAACAUAGAACCUUGGGUAGUUUCCCGUUUUGCCCAGUUGGUAAUCCAAUCUUAGUUGACAUGCACACACAUCCAAGGUGAAUAAACAUUAGUAGUUCCAGAUAAGUAACAUUAACUAACUGUUCCAGGUGCAUUUGCAUGGAAAACAGUGUCUUUUAAGAGGUGUUGGUACUUGUUCCUGAUGUCUAGGCUAAGAUCAACAUUCAACAUACCGUCAAACUGCAUGCAAGCAUUUUUAAAAGCAUGUUUGUUUCUCUCUGUGUGAGUAGAAAAAUAGUUAAAGCCAAAGCAGAAAUUAACAAGGAUGGUUUUUAGCUUAACUUCUAAUUAAUCGAUAUACUAACAUUUUAACCAGUCUUGUCUCAAGUUAUGAUUGUGAAAUGGAUAGUUUGUUACUGGUUGUGUUACCCUGUUAAUGAUGUAAUUCUUCUGUUUUGUGAGUCUUACUUUGGAAAAGCUACCCUCCACCCCCCCUCCUGUAUUUUAAAACCUAUUUAUAUGCAUUCCUUUGAUAAAAUGCCUGCUGUGAAUCUUACCGGUCAGCGACCCAGAAUCUGUUGAAGGUACAGGUUUUAUUGUUGUUAACAGGUUGAUUUGUUCUAUGCUUCCCAAAGGCAACCACUCUCAUUAGCAUUAAUAUCCAUCAGCACUCACCCUCACCAAACCACUGCAUGUGAAGUAUGGUUGUAGUCACAAAUCACAACAAAUUUUUGUAUUUUCCAAAAUGAAGUACCUGGUUAUGUAGCCUCAUGGGUGUUCCCAUGAUCACAGGAUCCCAAACAGUGCCAGUCAUCACUUUUAUAAAAUUAUCUUUUUGAAAAAGAAAACAAAAAAAAUUGUUUGGAUAUUUUUUUUUACAUAUGAAAACUGUUUUAAAAAACAGAUAAGCAAUUAUUCAGAUGACAUCUUUUCUUUGUUGAUAUGUUGAUCUAUAAGGAAGGUUUCUCAACAAUUUGACUCUGUUUUCUAUCUUUGUCUUGUCAUACAGAAAUCUUGCUGUGUAUAUGAGUUGAAUGACUGAGGUGUGUGUGUGUGUGUGUUUUAUGUGUAUUUGCGUGUUUGUGAGUGUGUGCAUUUGUCAGUAUGUGCAUGAGUGACUGACAUGACGGGUUAUAUUGCCAAUUGAAUACACAUAGUGUUACAGGUCAGGAAAGGCAGAGUCCCACUUGUUAAAAAAGAGAAAAUCACUGCCUGUAGUUAUACUAAAGACUAGUAGGACUGUGGAAACACUACUCUGGCCUGAUCAAGUGUAUCUCCACUUUCCUCUUGUAUAGAACCACUGUUCCAUUUCAAGGAACCUUUGCCAAUAUAUUCUCCCCAAACAUGUUAUGUAUGCAACGCAGUAAUAAUGUUGAUGAAACUUUAAGGGAGCACCAUUGCUUUAAUUCUGAACUUUGGUGAGUGUUUGUUUCCACCAGUUACUAACUCUCCUCAGGUUUAUGAAACUCAGCAUUUUGUUAUUGUUGUUUUGCCAAGAGUGAGGAGACUCGGAGUGAUAAACCACCAAACAGCUCUGUCUCUCAUCCCUAACUUGGAAAUCAUAAUUAUUUUUCAUUUUCAGUGAAACCUUCCCAGAAACAUCGGCGGUGUUGGUGGGGUAAUGGCAGUUACAGUAAUGGCAGCUCCUCCACCCCGAAGCCCACAAAGGAAUGACUUAUGCAAUAAUAGUGUUUCAGCAUGCAAUAAUAUUAACAACCCCUCAAUAAGCCCAUCAAAUUAUCACAAAUUAACAACAUACAUCUGCUGACCUUUUGCAGUAAGAUGCCUCUUCAGAUAAACACUUAUUAUAAAGGGAGAACAGUGUAUUUUGUACAAAUAUUUUAAAAAGUAUUAAAGUAAGCCUGUUAUAUGUGUACAUAAAACAGUUGAAUGAAUGGUGAAAAUGUGAUGUGUUUUUCCCUCUGAAUAACUAAAUGAAACGAUAUUAAUGCAAA
Molecule: messenger RNA, 6076 nt
Organism: Micropterus salmoides (largemouth bass)
Lineage: Eukaryota; Metazoa; Chordata; Actinopteri; Centrarchiformes; Centrarchidae
Gene: rasa3
Product: RAS p21 protein activator 3
Exons: 24
Coding region: 192-2693 (833 amino acids)
Biological process (GO): intracellular signal transduction; negative regulation of Ras protein signal transduction; regulation of GTPase activity
Molecular function (GO): GTPase activator activity
Source: RefSeq, a predicted model, not a curated record